UCCGGGAAAAUGUGCCCAUGUCAAACUGUGGGCGGGUGAAACAAAAUAAACAUUCAGGAUUCAAGUUUCUUCCGCCCACACACAUUUUCGCAAGGAGCAGUUCUAAGUUCAGAUCCUCCUGAGUGUGGAAGCGAAGUCUAGGUUUGCUACGGGGAAAAUGGGCUGCGAACAACGAGAUUACAGCGGAUGAUUUUAACACCAUCAUUGACAGCCUCUGGGAAAUCCUUCUGUCAGUUUUCAAGGUCUGUGCGUUGUGCUUCUAUCGGUGGACACCAGGUAGCGUAGUUAUUAGCAGUAAAGUGGUGAUGUAUUUGGAGUAACAAUCGAGAGGCCUUGCUGAUAUCGCAGCCCGCUCUGACAUUUUGGACUCUGAACCACAGUUUGAAGUGCACCAGCAAGUCGAUUAGGUAACUCAGGGUUACCACGUUGCUGCAAUGGCCAGUCUCCUAACUGCCUUGAUCUGUGCUUCUGAGAAAUCAGCAAAUAUUGCUCGAGCUUGUAAACGGGAAGAAGAACUGUUCCAGCUUCUCAUUGAAGAGAAAAAAGGACCAGAUAAAAAUAAGAAGUUUGUACAAGACUUCAAGACUCUGGCAGAUGUCAUCAUUCAAGAAAUGAUUAAGAAUGAUAUAGCAGAAAAGUUUCCAGAACUUGCACCUCAUAUCGCUGGAGAGGAAUCCAACAAGUUUGAAAAUGGUCUGGGUGAAACCAUUGCUGUGAAAGUCUGCAAAACAGAGCAAGAAACAGCAGAAUUGCUGAGUAAAGUGCUAGAUGGGAAUCUGAAAGCUGCUGGCCUUUUGGCAAAGUGUAUCCAUGAAAGUGUUCACAGUGAUGGUCCAGACUUGCAGAAGCUAACAAUAGAUAUUCCCAUUGACACCAUAGGGAUAUGGGUUGAUCCUAUUGAUUCAACUAAUCAGUACAUCAAGGGACAACUCGAAGAUAAAUUCAAAGGUGGUAUCCACACACAUGGUCUAAAAUCUGCUGCUGUACUUAUCGGUGUCUAUGACAGAAACUCGGGGCAGCCAAUCAUGGGGGUUAUUAACAUACCAUUUCAUGAAGUGGACCCCAAUUUAAGGUGGCGGGGGAAAUAUUACUGGGGUAUUUCCUAUAAAGGCAUCAAUAUCCACUCUGUACCAAAGCAGAAUCCUGCACACAACCAACUCUCAAUUGUCAUGAGCUCAAGUGAGAAGGAAAGCAUCAAGAAGGCAUUAGCUCCUUUCUGUGGUGAAAGAAUGUACUAUGCUUGUGGGGCAGGCUAUAAAGGAUUGUGCACUAUCCUUGGUUUAGUAGAUGCCUAUGUUGUCACAGAAGACACAACUUUCAAGUGGGAUACUUGUGCCCCUCAUGCCAUUUUGAAAUCUUUAGGAGGUGGUUUUGUGAACCUUGCCAAAACACUCUCUCAGCCAAAAGAUGGAGACCGUGGUGGUUUCCCUGAGCUGCAAUAUGCAAGGCCAGAUGAAGGGGCAAAACAAGCUGACAAGUGGGCCAACAUAGGUGGAUUUGUAGCUUACAGGUCCAGAGAGCAGUUAGAGACCAUUAUUAAUGCACUCUGUUUAACUGCAGACACUUAUUUGUAGCAUGAAAAUACUACCUUAAGAUGAAAGUUUGUCUCGAAGUGCCUUUUAAAAAAAAUCUCACUUUACUGCCCUAAUCCCAUUUGUAAAAAGUAAUUUGUAAGCGAUACAAAAUGGAAAUAUUUUUGAAUCAACCUGUUCAAUAAUGUUGCAACAUACCUCUGAACCAAGUGGGAUUUGAACCAAGGCCUCCUGAUUCAGAGGUAGGGGCAGUACCAUUAUGCCAAAUUAUUUUAAAACAAUAAAAAAAAGUGGGCACUGUUACCUUGACUCAUUGUCUUGAACUCUAAGUCAAGAAAAAGAAAUUAUUGUAUGCUAACUGAAGUCUCUUGCUAAUAUUUUGCCAAACUUUUUGUAUAUGAUUUUACUUUUCAAAUCUCCAACAGAACUAUAAAAAGUUCUCAAGGAAAGUGAAACCUGGCUGCUGCUGAUGUUCUUAAUUCAAUUAAUUAAAAAUGCUCCCUUUGGUCUCUUACCUGUAGUUCUGUCAAAACAGAUAUACUUGGGGGGAAAAAAACAGUUUGUGAGUUGCCCAUGUUACCAACGAUGAAUGUUUGUAUGCAUGUGUCAUAAUUUCAGAGAUAUGUAUUUUAGUUCCAGUUUUCACCUCUCCUCUUGUGAAGACUCAAAUGGCCAUUCUUCAAAUGUUUAUAAAUUUAUUGACCAUGAGAUCACAACAGAUCUUAAAUGUACUAUGCUUCAUGUUUGUGUACCACAUGUAGAUACACACAGCUUACAGUAGGGAAAUGCUCCAAAGUGAUUCAGAUUUGGUGCAGCUAAUUUUUUAGAUGCAUGGGCAGCAAGGCUAACCUCAAUGGGUCUCUUUCAUUUUAUGGGAUAAGAAUAUAUUAAUUCCCACUAAUCUAAUCUUUGUUGCUCCAAGUUGGCACCAGUCAUUGGUGAAAAUGAAAAAUCUGAAUGGUGUUUUCACAAAUUACCUCUGGCAAAACAUUGAAAUGGAAUCUGAGUAGUACAACCAAACAAACCUGGAUUAGUUGUAAAGUUGUUUGCUGUCAAACUGACUUUUUAAUUCACUAUUUUAGCUCAUUUGUCAAAACAAAUUUAACUGUCUAAUUGCUUUUUUUUAAAAAAAAGGAAUUAAAGAUG
This is a messenger RNA of Hemiscyllium ocellatum (epaulette shark), 2678 nucleotides long. RefSeq names its product inositol polyphosphate 1-phosphatase-like. Lineage: Eukaryota; Metazoa; Chordata; Chondrichthyes; Orectolobiformes; Hemiscylliidae. The transcript is spliced from 6 exons. The record is from RefSeq and is a predicted model, not a curated record. Gene Ontology annotation, biological process: phosphatidylinositol phosphate biosynthetic process. Bases 435 to 1574 code for a protein of 379 amino acids. Gene Ontology annotation, molecular function: inositol-1,4-bisphosphate 1-phosphatase activity.